CGCCACCGUCACGCCACAUUGUAGCGAUUCUGGAUAUCUACUAGGUCUUCAACUCAUCAUUCUUCAUUCGUCAUCGCUCUGGAGUCAAAUCUGCCAAGAAAGCGCACCUCUCGACCUCUGAGCCGAUUUCGGGUCGAGCCCGACGCCUCGACCUGCUCGGACGGCGAACGGUAGAGCUUCUUACCAUGUCCACCUCUCAGCCUCGCCCGGAGAUUGUGCUAUCAGAUGGAUUCACCCACAUCCGUAAAGUCCUCAUCGGCAACCGCGGCGAGAUCGCCUGUCGGAUCAUCAAGACAUGCAAAUCUCUAGGACUAUCGAGCGUAUCCAUCUACUCUCCAGCGGACAGGUCCAGCUUGCACGUCAGACAAGCCGACGAGGCGUACUUAUUACCUGGACCUGAUCAGACGGCUUAUAUCGAUGAGCAAGCCAUCUUGGACAUCGCAACAAAGAGUGGAGUGCAGGCUGUCAUUCCUGGUUAUGGUUUCUUAUCCGAAAACGCUGGAUUUGCCGAACGGGUCGAACGAGCCGGACUCGUCUGGGUCGGGCCUUCGUCGACGGUGAUCAAGCAGUUUGGGCUUAAACAUACAGCCAGGCGGUUAGCCAUGGAAGCUGGAGUCCCGGUCCUAACAGGCUCGGGGCUGGUAGAGACUGUCGAAGAUGCCUUGAAGGCUGCAGAGGAUGUCGGCUAUCCCGUCAUGCUCAAAGCCACCGCAGGCGGCGGAGGAAUGGGCCUCCAGAUCUGCCACACCCCUUCCCAAAUCCCCUCUUCCUUCCAGACCGUCUACGACCGUUCAAAGACGCUCUUCCACGACCCAGGCAUGUUCGUAGAGAAGUACAUUCCCGAAUCCAGGCACGUGGAAGUACAGGUCUUUGGGAACGGGAUGGGCGGGGCUGUGCAUUUUGGGGAGAGGGAGUGUAGUAUACAGAGGAGACAUCAGAAGGUUGUCGAGGAGUGUCCUUCGCCGUUCGUACAUACUAGGCCAGGGUUGAGGAAACGGCUGACGGAUUGUGCGGUCUCGUUGGCGAAGAGCGUUUCCUAUGGGAGCGCAGGGACGGUGGAGUUUUUGGUAGAUGACCAGACGGGAGAUUUCUACUUUCUGGAGAUGAACACUCGACUACAAGUUGAACACGGGAUCACCGAAAUGUGUUACGACGUCGAUCUCGUCGCCCUUAUGCUACAACAAGCCGAGAUGCAGGCCCGAGAUCAAGGCGGAGGGAUCGACCUCGAAUCGUUGAGGUCGUUGCAAAGAGAAGCUCCUCGAGGUUUCGCGAUCGAGGCCAGGAUCUACGCAGAAGUACCUUCUCGUAACUACGAGCCAUCUCCCGGUCUCCUGCAACAUGUCGAGUGGUACGAAGCCGCGGACGUCCGGAUCGAUACGUGGGUACACUCGGGUACGAAUAUCUCGUCCUUUUACGACCCGAUGAUUGCCAAGAUGAUGGUCUGGGACGAACAGUCGCACGAUGCGGCGACCGAGAAGAUGGUUCAGGCGUUAUCCCGGAGUCUCGUACAAGGAUGUCCGACAAAUAUCCGAUUCCUAUCAGCCAUCGUCGAUAGUCAGGCUUUUCGGAAGGGUGAAACGACGACCUCGUUUUUAACCCGAGAGGCUUUCGAUUUUCAACCUGCCACACUCGAUGUCAUAUCGGGCGGGGCAUAUACUACCAUUCAGGACUGGCCGGCUAGAAGAGGCGUCUCGUUUGGCGUGCCCGAAUCGGGUCCGAUGGAUGCAGUCUCGUUCAGGCUCGCCAAUGUGAUCGUCGGGAAUCCUCAAACUAUGGAGGGCCUCGAGGUGACGCUCAUCGGUCCAGAACUGCUCUUCAACACGCCCGGUAUCAUCGCGGUCACAGGAGGAGUCAUUGAUGUUUAUAUCGAUGGUGAACCCGUCGACAUGUAUAUGCGACACUUGGUCCCCGCCGGAAAGAAACUGAAACUGGGAUACGUGACUUCGGGAUGUCGCGCUUAUAUCGCCAUCAAGGGAGGGUUCCCAUCCGUGCCACUCUAUCUUGGCUCCAAAAGCACGACGUCGACAUUAAAGCUUGGGGGCUAUCAAGGUCGGCAGCUGUUCCCGAACGACCUACUAGAACUGGAUCCAGCAUGUAAAGAAUGGGCGGUCCAUCACGAACCGUUCAGUCUUCCCGCGAGGAUCCGCUUGGAUCAAUUUUGGCGUGACGACUGGGUCUUGUACGUGAUGCCCGGACCUCAUGACGAUCCCGAGUUCGUGACCGAGCAAGACCGCGAGAUCUUGUACUCGACGCGAUGGAAGAUCUCGCACAACGCAACGAGAAGCGGGUACCGGUUGAAAGGUCCACGUUUACGCUGGGCGCGGACAAGCGGAGGUGAAGGAGGCAGUCAUCCGGCCAAUGUGAUCGAUGAGCCUUACCCAUAUGGUGGCAUGAACUGGAAUGGGGAUGAGCCGGUGCUCCUGCCUGUCGACGGUCCUAUGGCUGGGGGCCUCGCCACAACGACCACAAUUGUCCGAGCUGACCUCUGGCGGAUGGGUCAAUGUCGUCCAGGGAAUCGAAUACAGUUCAAGCGCAUAACGUGGCAAUCGGCGCGGGACCUGGCCGACCGGAUCGAGGCGUUCAUCGAGAUGGUUCGGCGAUUCGUCGAAGGGCAGGUAGGCGAGGAGGAUCUAUCGGGAUUAGAUAUUGAGCUUCCAGAUGGAUGGGAUGAAACUGUUCUGCACACGGUCGAAGGGGACGAGGCGAGUGGGACCGCGUUGGUCAAGUUCAGGCAGGCCGGAGAUAGCCAUAUUCAAGUUACGUAUGGCCCGAUGACUGCUAGCGCAUUGAUGCGCUCGCACGUCCAGCAAGUCAUAAACCGUAUUCAUGACAUCGAGAUUCCCGGUGUUGUCUGCGUCACCGGAACGACAAGAGCCUAUAGCGUACAGUUUCAUCCUCAUCAAAUAUCACAAACUGCGCUCCUACAGGCUUUGGUCAAUAUCGAAAAUUCCCUUGUGAAAUCCCACGAUCCACUACCCAGCCGGAUCUUCAAGUUCCCUGUCCUGCUCGAGGACCCCAUCUUCAAGGUAGCUGUUGCGGACUAUACCGCGACGGUUCGAAGUUCGGCCGUCUACCUCCCUGACAACAUGGACUACAUCGCCAAGUCGAACGGCGUAUGUGAUCGAGAAACGGCGUCGAGAUCGAUCGUCGCCUGUCCUCAGCUGGUCACUGCGCUCAGUUUCCUGGCUGGGACACCCUUCAUCUUGCCAUUGGAUCCGAGGCUAGUAUAUGUUGCACAAAAGUACAAUCCAACGCGUAUGUUCACGCCGGAGGGGACCGUCGGACUUGGUGGGCCUCUACUCGUUAUCUAUCCUAUGGAGUCCCCUGGCGGCUAUCAAUUCUGGGGAAGAUCGCUCGCUGCAUGGGAUGCCUAUGCGAACAAACCCGGAUUCACCAAACCCUGGCUCUUGCGCGAAUUCGAUCAGAUCCAGUUCUACGAGGUGGAUCAGGCCGAGUUCGACCGAUGUUACGAAGACUUCAAGACCGGUCGGUUCCGCUUCGAAGUCGAAGAGACCACUUUCGACCCGGCUGCAUACAAGGUGUUUCUGGACUCCAUCGAGCAGGAGACUAAGGAUUUUGUGGCGAGGAGGAACGCGGCGAACCUGGUCUCUGGGGAAGAGGAGACGAGGUUGUUGGAGGUAUGGCAUGCUGAUAGUGCCGAGCGGGAUGGGGACGAUCGGAGCGGGGACGAUGUGGCGGUGAAAACGAUAGAUGACCGAAGCGUUCACGUAGUGGCGCCCAUGACAUCUAGCGUAUGGAAAGUGCUGGUCGAGGCUGGCGACAAGGUCGAACAAGGUCAGACGCUGGUCAUCCUGGAAGCUAUGAAGAUGGAGAUCCCAAUCCGAGCGGACGAAACGAUGGACGGCUCGACCGUCGUCAAGGUCGUCGCCAAACCGGGUAGCCUGAUGGAUCCCGGUCAGACGUUGGUGUUAUUAUCAUCAAGAUCAUCAGAAUAGGCGGGGCGCAAACGACCCGACUAAGAGGUCCGGGUUCUCUUCAACAACAGCAAGAACGGGUCGGAUGGCGUAAACGAUGGCGGAUGGGGUGGAGUGACGAUAGUGGCAAGAUUCGCUAAGAAGCAGCGAGUUUAUCGAUCGAGCGGGAAUCUGGGAUAGCGUACGUUUCACUUCGAAUCGAGUGGAAAGGGUCAUCGGUUUAGUCUGUAAAGGAUGGGCGAUAUGCGCCAAUAGCGUAUGUAGAUGUAACAUCUUGGGUCAAGGGGUCCGUAAAAGCGUUGUAUUAGCAUUGCCAUAGCAUACCCACUGAGCGAGGCGUGGAGUGA
Molecule: messenger RNA, 4282 nt
Organism: Filobasidium floriforme
Lineage: Eukaryota; Fungi; Basidiomycota; Tremellomycetes; Filobasidiales; Filobasidiaceae
Product: allophanate hydrolase subunit 2-domain-containing protein
Exons: 17
Coding region: 186-3956 (1256 amino acids)
Molecular function (GO): metal ion binding; ATP binding
Source: RefSeq, a predicted model, not a curated record